Molecule: messenger RNA, 2424 nt
Organism: Camelina sativa (false flax)
Lineage: Eukaryota; Viridiplantae; Streptophyta; Magnoliopsida; Brassicales; Brassicaceae
Product: 65-kDa microtubule-associated protein 7
Biological process (GO): microtubule cytoskeleton organization
Cellular component (GO): spindle; cytoplasm
Molecular function (GO): microtubule binding
Source: RefSeq, a predicted model, not a curated record
ACUAUGUAAUAUGACAAAACUGAGCUCCUUUUUUUCUUAUAACUAAAACCUCUCUCUUUUCUUGCAACUUUUGCUCGGAAUUCUAUGCUUUGUUGAUCCAAUUUUUUUUUUCUUUUUCUCUCUGCAAAAGUAAAGAGAAGCUUUCUUAUGUUAAGCUUCUUCAGAUCUGACAUCUGUUUCUACGAGUAACGGUUGACGGUUCUGUAUCUUUUGUGCUUCCUCUGCGGUUUUUAAGCAGCCAUUGUCACAAGCUCAGCUCUCUAUCUCUCUCUCUCUCUGUGUUUCAAGAUUCUAACUUUGGAGCUAGUAAGUGAAUAAAGAGGAAAAAUGCUGGAGAUUGAAAGCCCUACAAGUCUCUGUUUUCGUUCAAACACUACUUGUAAUACUCUGCUUCGCGAGCUUCAGAAAAUAUGGGUUGAUAUUGGUGAGAGUGAUGCUGAGAAAGACCGGAUGCUUAUGGAAUUGGAGAUGGAAUGUCUCCAAAUUUACAGAAGAAAAGUGGAUGAGGCUGCAAAUUCUAAGGCGAAGCUUCAUCAAUCUAUUGUAUCAAUUGAAGCUGAGAUAGCUUCUUUAAUGGCUGCUCUUGGAGUCUUAAACAUCCAUUCACCGAUCAAAGCAGAGAAAGGUUCAAAAUCAUUGAAAGAAAAGCUUGAUGUUGUGACGCCUCUUGUUGAGGACUUGAGAUUGCAAAAAGAUGAAAGAAUGAAGCAAUUUGUGGAUAUAAAAGCGCAGAUUGAGAAGAUGAGUGGUGAAAUCUCUGGAUACAAUGGCCAACUCAACAAAGCCAUGCUUGGUUCUUUGACUCUUGAUGAACAAGACUUGACUCUUAGGAAACUUAAUGAGUAUCAAACACAUCUCCGCUCGCUCCAGAAGGAGAAGUCGGAUCGUCUGAACAAGGUUUUGGAUUAUGUGAAUGAGGUGCACAGUCUAUGUGGUGUUCUUGGAGUAGAUUUUGGUCAAACUGUUAGCGAGGUUCAUCCGAGCUUGCAUAGGACUGACCAUGAGCAGUCUACAAACAUUAGUGAUGAUACAUUGGAUGGCCUACAACACAUGAUUCAGAAGCUGAAAACGGAAAGAAGAGUCCGCUUUCAAAAGUUAAAGGAUGUAAUGGGAUCACUUUUCGAGCUAUGGGAUCUAAUGGACACACCUCAGGAAGAGAGAGUAAAAUUUGAAAGAGUCAGUUUUGUUGUAAGAUCAUAUGAAUCUGAUAUCACUGAGCCAAAUAUCCUUUCUACUGAAACAAUUGAACAGGUGACUGCAGAAGUAGACUGUUUCAAUAAGCUGAAAUCUAGCAGAAUGAAGGAGCUUGUGAUGAAAAGAAGGACUGAGUUAGAGAAUCUUUGUAGAUUGACUCACAUUGAGCCUGAUACAAGCACAUCGCUUGAGAAGUCAACUGCUUUGAUUGAUUCUGGAUUAGUGGACCCUUCAGAGCUUCUUGCAAAUAUUGAGGUGCAUAUAAACAAAAUCAAAGAAGAGGCACAUAGCCGGAAAGAAAUAAUUGAUAGGAUUGAUCGCUGGCUAUCUGCCUGUGAAGAGGAAAACUGGCUAGAAGAAUACAAUCAGGAUGAAACCCGGUAUAGUGCUGGAAGAGAUGGACACGUAAAUCUCAAGCACGCAGAACGAGCCCGGAUCACAGUAAACAAGAUCCCAUCAAUGGUUGACAAUCUCAUCAAGAAAACGCUUUUGUGGGAGGAUGAAACACAGAAAUCAUUUCUAUAUGAUGGUGUUCGGUUGGUAUCUAUACUUGAAGAUUAUAAACUGACAAGGAAACAACAGGAAGAGGAAAAGAAACGAUACCGGGAUCAAAAGAAGAUGCAGGAUCUUUUAUUAAAGCGGAGGGAAUCCAUUUAUGGAUCAAGACCGAGUCCAAGAAGAAUCAACAGUGUAAAAAAGGAUGCAUUGGUGCCUCCUACGCCUCGCAGAAACUCAGCUGGAGCAACAAAUACCGACAUUAUGACCCCAAGAUCUUACUCGAGCCAUCGCCAAAACGGAUAUUUCAAGGAAGUAAGGAGACUCUCACCAGCGCCGUUGAACUUUGUGGCCAUACCAAAGGAAGAUUCUGCCUCUACAUACAAUUCGGUUUACGGCUCUGAACCAGAUUCACCGUUAUAUAACUAAGUCGUUUCAUAUGCACCGGUUAAGGGUAGUUCGAGCACAUGAACUUGAUAUGGGAGUAGGAAGUUGGGAAAUAGAUGAAUGUAAUCAAAGGAGUUACUGUAGAGAAAUUAGUGGUCGUAUGUGUGUGACUUUGAGUUGACUUGUGAGUUGUGAGACUGAGUUUAGGAGUAGAAAAUGGAUGUUAUGUUCUUAAAGUAGUAGCUUCAAAAAUUUCUUUAAUGUCUUGUUUUGACGUCUUGUUCAAUUUGUGUGGAUUUGCAGAUGUGUGUGUAUAUAUAUAUACAGAUUAAGGAUGGCAUUUUUUGA